Molecule: messenger RNA, 2715 nt
Organism: Morus notabilis
Lineage: Eukaryota; Viridiplantae; Streptophyta; Magnoliopsida; Rosales; Moraceae
Product: DEAD-box ATP-dependent RNA helicase 46
Exons: 9
Coding region: 135-2378 (747 amino acids)
Cellular component (GO): cytoplasm; nucleus; ribonucleoprotein complex
Molecular function (GO): RNA helicase activity; RNA binding; ATP binding
Source: RefSeq, a predicted model, not a curated record
GCUUUCUCGCCCUUCGGAAGCGUAGUUUUCUCUGCAGAAGGGUUCGUUUCUCAGAUCCCAUUUUCUUAUCUCCAUUUCUCGCUGUCCGUUUCCAUCAAUUUUUACGGCGAGUUGACGAGUGUGGGUCUCUUGCCAUGGCUACCGUUGCUGCUAUUUCAGGACCGCGAUAUGCUCCAGAGGAUCCAACUCUCCCCAGUCCUUGGAGGGGACUGGUUGAUGGAAAAACUGGAUAUCUCUAUUUUUGGAAUCCCGAGACCAAUGUGACCCAAUAUGAGAGGCCAAUCGGUUCGGGUCCUCCUCAGAAGUCCUCUUCAGUGCUUAUAAGUUCUUCAGUUCACAUUCAACAGUCUUCUCAAGGACAACGUUCUAGUAAUCCUAACGAGGACAAGGAUAGCUAUGAAAGAGGUAGCAAUGAUGGAUCAAAACUUGAUGCUGCAUCAAGGAGCCAGCAGACAAGAGGUGCACCUGCACCAUCCCAAAGUGCUGCUCGAGCUGGAGUGGUUUCCUCUAGCAGUGCUGUAAUUGGGGUUUUUAGUGCUGGACAUGGAGGUUCUGCAAGAGGACAGGGACCAUUGGACGGAGGGAGUGGUUUGUCUGCCGAGUCUUAUCGUCGUCGGCAUGAAAUUUCUGUUACUGGUGACAAUGUGCUACCACCUUUCACAUCAUUCGAAGCUACUGGAUUUCCAUCAGAGAUGCUUAGAGAGGUACAAAAUGCAGGAUUCUCUGCUCCAACUCCAAUUCAGGCACAAGCCUGGCCAAUUGCUCUUCAAAGUAGAGAUGUAGUUGCCAUUGCUAAGACAGGAUCUGGGAAAACCUUGGGUUACUUGUUUCCAGGAUUUAUGCAUCUCAAGCGCAGUCACAAUGACUCUCGAUUAGGUCCAACUGUGUUGGUAUUAUCACCAACUAGGGAGCUAGCUACACAGAUACAAGAUGAAGCGGUGAAGUUUGGAAAGUCAUCAAGAAUAUCUUGUGCGUGUUUAUAUGGAGGAGCACCAAAAGGCCCACAGUUAAGAGAUAUAGACCGUGGAGCAGAUAUUGUUGUUGCCACUCCUGGUCGCUUGAACGAUAUUCUCGAGAUGAGGAGGAUCAGCCUCAAUCAAGUUUCUUACCUUGUGCUGGAUGAGGCUGAUCGCAUGCUCGAUAUGGGUUUUGAACCUCAAAUAAGGAAGAUUGUGAAGGAGGUUCCUGCUCGUCGCCAGACUUUAAUGUUCACAGCAACAUGGCCGAAAGAGGUUCGGAAGAUUGCAGCAGAUCUACUUGUUAAUCCUGUCCAAGUGAACAUUGGCAAUGUUGAUGAACUUGUUGCUAACAAGUCUAUCACGCAGCAUGUUGAAGUACUGCCACCCCUGGAAAAGCACAGGCGAUUGGAGCAGAUAUUGCGAUCGCAAGAGCCAGGAUCAAAGAUGAUUGUUUUUUGUUCAACUAAAAAAAUGUGCGAUCAACUUGCUCGUAACCUUGCUCGCCAGUUUGGAGCUUCUGCUAUUCAUGGAGACAAAUCCCAGAGUGAAAGGGAUUUUGUGUUAAAUCAGUUUCGAGCUGGCAGGACUCCGGUGCUUGUAGCCACUGAUGUUGCAGCCAGAGGGUUAGACAUUAAGGAUAUCAGGGUGGUUAUCAAUUAUGACUUCCCUACAGGAGUAGAGGAUUAUGUUCAUAGGAUUGGAAGGACUGGAAGAGCAGGUGCUAGCGGAGUGGCUUACACAUUCUUUGGCGACCAGGACGCAAAGUAUGCUUCAGAUCUUAUCAAAGUAUUGGAAGGUGCCAACCAGCGAGUCCCAUCAGAAAUUCGUGAUAUGGCCUCACGUGGAGGUGGGAUGUCCAAGUUCAGACGCUGGGGUUCUGGUUCUGGUGGCCGUGAUGGGGGUCGUGGAGGAUACAGUGAUUCAAGUUAUGGUGGAAGGGAUGGUGGAAGGGGUGGUGGAAGGGAUGGUGGAAGAAGCGGCUGGGGAUUUUCCUCUGGUUCACGUGACAGGUUUGAUCGCGGUCACCAAAACGAGUAUGGUAGGGGCCGCAGUCGCAGUCCAAGCCCUGAAAAGGGUUCUGGUUGGAGUGAUCGCAAUAGAGGUUCAAAUCGUGAACGUAGCCGGAGUCGUAGUCGCAGUCGCAGCCUUGACAAGGCUCCACGCGCUGGGCGAAGUUUCCAUCAAGCAAUGAUGGAAAAGGGUCGGCCGUCCUCGCCACAUCAAAAACAGCAUGGGCCAAGUUUUCAUCAGGCAAUGACAGAAAAGGGUCGGCCGCCUUCACCAAAUCGGAAACAGCAUACGCCAAGUUUCCAUCAAGCAAUUAUGGAAAAGAGUUGGCCACCAUCACCGCAUAAAGGUUUUGGUGAUGGUGGUUAUGGGGAAGAAGCCGAGGAAGGCAUGAUACCCCAAGACGAGUAAAGUACCAAUCGGGUAACUUUUCUAAUACCUUCUUUUUAUUUGUUUUGAUGGUGCUGUAACUGGAAAUAGUGGUGGUGCCUGCUGUACAAGGGUAACCUGGUGUGGAUUAUGAACUUGGCGGAAGAUGUAUUUUGUUUGUAGACUGGGGGAUUAAAGUUUUCCUUGGACCCCACUUUCUCAACCCCCUUUUUUUUUUUUUGUUGGUCCUUUUUAAUUUCGUAGAAAGGAAUACGGCAACGGUGAAGCAACAUAGUUAGCCAAUGAUAUCAUGUAUUUCUUGUGUAGUUCUGUGACUUGCAAACUUUGACUAGCUAAAAAGAAUAUAUUUAUUUGUCUA